AUUUUGAAAGUGUGAAAGCGGAAGUGUAGUAUUUACCACCUGAAUAGUAAUUUUGCUCUGUGCGUGAGAAAAGGAAGAAAAGAGGGCUGCCUAUAGUGAAGCGGUGCUCGUCUGGAAGGAGGGUUCGAGGUACUUUUUCAUUAUUAUUGUUCACACAGUCUGUCCGUUUACACCUCCUUAUACUGGCGAGAGGUUGAACGGCUAAAAUGGAGGCGGACAGAUCCGGCGGAGGACCAAACCCGAACUCCGGAGGCGGCGGCGGCAGCAGCAGUGGAGCGGGGCGCAACCCAAACGGGCCCAAAGCAGCACCGAGCCAGGCGACAUCAGCUGCGGCGACCGGGGCGAUGGCAGCAGCAACGGCGAUGGCAGCAGCAGCAGCAAUGCCCGGGUCGUCGCAGAAUCGGGAGCUGCAGGACGGUGACCCUGGAAUGACGCUUCCUGGGAUCCUGCACUUCAUCCAGUACGAGUGGGGACGCUUCCAGGCCGAGAAAUACCGCUGGGAGGCUGAGAGAGACGAACUCAGGGCUCAGGUAGCAUUCCUACAGGGGGAGAGGAAAGGGCAGGAGAAUAUGAAACAAGACCUGGUGAGGCGGAUCAAAAUGCUGGAGUACGCCCUCAAACAAGAGAGGGCCAAGCACCAGAAGCUGAAGACAGGAAAUGACCAGAGUCCUGGAGACAAGAAACCAGAAACAGAGGCAGACCAACUUCCCAAUGGGCCAGCUGAGUCUGACUCUGAGCCAGCCAAUCAGAUGUCCUGGAAGGAGGGACGUCAGCUACUACGCAAAUAUCUAGAGGAGGUGGGUUAUUCAGACACCAUCCUGGACAUGCGGUCGAAGCGUGUGCGCUCAUUGCUCGGGCGUAGCAGUCCCGAGGCUAACGGGCCUCCACCCAGUGACGCCUGUCCCGAGCCAGAGCCCCGAGCAGGGGGAGAGUCGUUGCUGGUCAGACAGAUAGAGGAACAAAUAAAGAGGAACGCAGGUAAAGAAAGCUCCAAGGAACGUCUGGGCGGCUCGGUGCUUGAUAAGAUCCCCUUCCUUCACGGUUGCGAGGACGACGACGAAGAUGACAGUGACGAAGAAGACGACUUCCAGGGCAUGACCACAGACUGCAUUGACGGACCACGAAAGAACAAAAAGUCUCGUGUAAAGAUGGGUUCAGAGCCCAUGACCACAGACCUGGACCCCGAGGACGAGGAGGACGAAGACGACUCGGAAGACGCCCUCAGUGAAUUUGACUUCCUGGGCUCUGGGGAGGAUGGGGAGGGGGCGGGAGAGGCACGGAUUUCGGGGGACGGACGGGAGCUAGAGAACCGCAGGAACAAGUUACAAGGCAUGAUGUCGGACUUCCCCCCUAAACCCAGCCCGCCCCCCUCUGUAUCGGGACAGGCUCGCUCCGGGGAAGGAGGCGCCCUUGGUUUCUCCUCAGACGUCUUCAUCAUGGAUGCAGUCGGAGGAGGAGACAUGAACCUGGGUGAACUGGCUGACCUCACUGUUGCCAAUGAUAACGACCUGUCCAUGGAUAUGCAAGAUAACAGAGAAGAGUUUAAGAAGACGUGGAACCCCCGCUUCACACUACGCAGCCACUUCGAUGCCAUCCGCGCUCUGACCUUUCACCCCAGCCAGGCGGUGCUACUCACAGCGUCCGAGGAUGGAACGCUAAAACUGUGGAACCUCAACAAGGCCAUGCACUCGAAAAAGAACGCAGCGUUGGACGUGGAACCGAUCUACACAUUCAGAGCACACAGUGGAGCUGUUCUGUCCCUGACCAUGGGCGAAGACGGAGAGUCAUGCUACAGUGGAGGACUAGACGGAUCUGUCAGAUGUUGGAAGAUGCCAGACCUCAACGUGGAUCCUUAUGACAACUACGAUCCAGGCAUUGAAAGCAGCGUACUCGCCGGUCAUGAGGACAGUGUGUGGGGUCUAACCUACUCCGCCGUUCACCAUCGUCUUGCUUCAUGCUCAGCUGAUGGCACCAUUCGCAUCUGGGACCCUCAGAACUCAUCGCCCUGCCUGUCCGUCUUCAACAAAGAGAGAGAGCACGGAACACCCACCUCAGUGGCAUUCGUGGCUACUGACCCAAACCAGGUGGUGGUGUCAUACGACGUAGGUGAGACGCUGCUCUACGACCUCAACACAGAGCAGAGCACCAUGGCACUAGAGACACAGACCAAGGAUGGCAGUGAGCUCAUCAACCGUGUGGUCAGUCACCCGUCUGAGUCCGUCUCCAUCACUGCACACGAAAAUCGCACCAUCCGUUUCCUCGACAACAAGACAGGUAAAGUGGUUCACUCGAUGGUAGCUCAUCUGGAUGCUGUCACCUGUCUCACUACAGACCCUAAAGGCACUUACCUCAUCUCUGGCAGCCACGACUGCUCGGUGCGCCUGUGGAUGCUGGACAACAGGACGUGCGUGCAGGAGAUCACGGCUCACAGGAAGAAGCACGACGAGGCCAUCCAUGACGUCGCCUUCCACCCCUCACAGCCCUUCAUUGCCAGCGCUGGCGCAGAUGCACUUGCCAAGAUCUUUGUCUGACAGCAGAGUCGUCGUGUUGAUUUCUACUAAAACAACAGGGCCAGAAGACCCUGAAGACUACAGUGGACGUAUUCCACCUGCUUACACACACUCUCACACUCUCACACACUCGUCCUGCACCCCACUGGCUGGGUCAUCGCCACAGGACGCGCCCUCUCCUCGUAAUCCCUCCCUGUCCUCUGAUGCCUCAGUGACUUCUUGUAAUACUAACCACACUGCUUUUUUAUAACUUUAAACUCCCGGCUGCUCUGUUUUCCAACACUUUUCUACACUACAAUAUCUUUUUCUGCUCCCUUUUUUUUUUGGGUCAGUAUACCAACUGUCGCGAAGCACCUUGUGUGUUUUGUUUUUGUGCGCUUGAACUGCUAACACACUACCCAUAUAACACGGACUACUACGGAGGAAACACGCACUGCACAUCACGUAUCAACACAUGUCAUGUGAAAUCUUUUUUUAGGUAGUUAACAAAGUGCUUGUGGCUAACACACAUACGAAAGCAUGACUAAAAACAGAAACAUUUCCCAGUGUGGGCAGAGAAACACCUGACUAACCUCUUCAUUGGGAAUCAAUGUAUUACAUUCCAAAGAUACUGGCGGAUAGAGUGUGUGUUUUGAGAACUAAGCUGUGUGUGUGCGUGUGUGAUGUGAGGAGUCGCUAGCCAGUUGCUAACUAGUGUUUGAACCAAUAGCUUUAAUUUCAACUUAACGGCCAACACACCAAGUCACACUGUUUGUUUGAGUACCUUAGCGUCCCUAUGACUCUGCCUCUGAUUAAGUGUGUGUUGGACUGAAUGUCACUCUGCUGUACAAUGUAAUCAGCACAUUUCCAGUAUCAUGAUCUAUUUCUACAGUAUGUACAGUAUUGAGCUCCACUCUGCAGACUGAUGCUAACACUCUCUUUGCUUUUUACUUUACAUAAGAGUGGGCAUGUGUGAGUGUGUAUGCACUAGUUAAAUCACGGUGCUAUGAAAGACCUUGUUAGUCUUGAGUCAGAAUCAGGGACCUGUUAUAUGUGUGUUUGUGUGAAACUCACUGGCCUCUAGAUCCACAUUACCUUUUGAAACCACAUGUCAUGGUUGAAUCAUUUCAUUAUCCGUCGUCACAUUUUAGAAUCACAGUCACAGUUCAGGUCUCUCAUCGGAGGGAUUCCUUUCAGGCUUGAGGAGAGUGUAUAGAGUUAUCUUUACUGUAGAGCGAGGACCACCUGACUGGAAAAGUCAGUCCUUCAUUGUCGUUUCAUCUAGGAGUGGGUGCCAGUUUGCAGGCAGGGCUUGAUGUUAUUUAUUCAGGCUUUUAAAGACAGAAAAAGCCUGACAAAGAACCUUGCUCUUCUUGUUUGACGUGCAUCAGUUGCGCAUAUUGUAGCACAUUAUCCAGAGAGCUGAGGGUGGGAAGCUGGUUUACUCUUUCUGAAAAGAGAAGCAUGCUGGGAGAAAUAGCUCCUGUGUAAUAAAAAAAAGAGAGAGAGAGUCCAAUAAAAUUCAGCUACUUUGUCAUUUCAGAAGAAAAAGAAAGCUGUGUGUGGAUGUCCGUCCCUCACGUCCAGCUCUAUCUGGGCCCCUUAAUGGCUGAUCUGAGUUCCAGUUAUUUCACAGAUGAUUUGAAUGAACUUACUUCAGGAGAUUGAUCAAAUCUGGAGUAAAAUCAGUUCUUUAAGGGUCACCCUCUACCUCUUGAAGAUUACAGGGUCACACAAGAGGUCAGAGGUCUCUUCCAAGGGUUCAGAUGAGCCAAGAGGUGAAUAAUUUGUGACACUAGUGCUCGAAGUUCAGAUUUUUCUUAUUGCUGAAACAGGGUGGUGGAGAAAAAACAAGAGAACAACCAGGUGCGACUGUAUUAUUGUACCUUUGCUGCUCAUUUGGCUCCACUUUGCACUACAUCGUAUAGUGGAUGCUCUUGCUGUGGAGCGGUAAGAAACAGGGUGCAGAAAUCAUGAUCUGCAAGUAUUUUUACUACAAUCUGGAGUGUAUACUACACGGUUUGAGCCUGUUAGAGCUCAGUUAUAACACAGAGAGUCACUGAUGCUUUCUGAUCUAUUGUUUUCCCUAAAGACAAAUCAGUACGACACAUCAAAAAAGAAAAAGAAAUCGAAACAGAGGUUGUAAAUGAUGACUGGAGAUGCCAUUACGUGCUGUAAAUGUCCAUCAUUUCCUUGUUUUUCUUUCUUGCAUUUCUUUCGUUUGAUUAUGACUAUGAUUAUUAAGAUGUAAGAAUACUGUAGUAUCAUAAGUGAAUCAUUCUUCCUUGCUAGGCAUAGAUCUUGCUUGUGAUUGAUAAUGGCAAUGUAUAACUUGUAAAAAAGCAAAAUGAUUAAAAAACGUGAAAAAUUCAGAAAAAAAGUGGGAAAAAAAAAUCUGUUACCAGUCAGAGGCCAAGGUAAAGGACUCUCAUUUCUUUGUGUUUUUAUUUUUUUAUUAGCAAUUUAUCACUGUGUGAUAUUUUGUACAUCAUAUUAAGCUGUAUUCAAACUAUUUCCUCCAACUACAAGGGAUGAGAGACCUGCUUUUUAUUGAUUUUGUUUUAUUAUAUAUUUUUGAACUGCAUUCUAGCUUGUAUCAAAUGACUUUCUCUUUUUGUUUACGGGUCCCCUGUUGUAUGUCAUUAAGGAAGAAAAAACAAAAAAUGAAGAUUUUGUACAGUGAA
This is a messenger RNA of Notolabrus celidotus (New Zealand spotty), 5173 nucleotides long. RefSeq names its product striatin, calmodulin binding protein 4 (gene strn4). The record is from RefSeq and is a predicted model, not a curated record. Bases 207 to 2531 code for a protein of 774 amino acids. The transcript is spliced from 18 exons. Gene Ontology annotation, molecular function: calmodulin binding; protein phosphatase 2A binding; armadillo repeat domain binding. Lineage: Eukaryota; Metazoa; Chordata; Actinopteri; Labriformes; Labridae. Gene Ontology annotation, cellular component: dendrite.